GUCAGGGACGCGCAGGGGCGCGCGCAGCUGUUGAGGACGCGCUUCUGAGGUCGCGCGCGCGGGCAACCAGACUGAGAGUGGAAACCGCAGGCGCCCGAGGGAGUAACGCGUGGAGCAUGAAGAGGCAGGGGGCCUCCUCUGAGAGGAAACGGGCGCGGAUCCCGUCUGGGAAGGCCGGAGCAGCGAAUGGAUUUCUCAUGGAAGUGUGUGUUGAUUCAGUUGAGUCAGCUGUGAAUGCAGAAAGAGGAGGUGCUGGUCGGAUUGAAUUAUGCUCUAGUUUAUUGGAGGGAGGAACCACACCCAGCAUGGGUGUCCUUCAAGUAGUGAAGCAGAGUGUCCAGAUCCCGGUUUUUGUGAUGAUUCGACCACGUGGAGGUGAUUUUUUAUAUUCAGAUCGUGAAAUUGAGGUGAUGAAGGCUGACAUUCGUCUUGCCAAGCUCUAUGGUGCUGAUGGUUUGGUGUUUGGGGCAUUGACUGAAGAUGGACACAUUGACAAGGAGCUGUGCAUGUCCCUUAUAGCUAUAUGCCGUCCUCAGCCAGUCACUUUCCACCGUGCCUUUGACAUGGUUCAAGAUCCAAUGGCAGCUCUAGAGACUCUCUUAACCUUGGGAUUUGAACGAGUAUUGACCAGUGGAUGUGACAGUUCAGCACUAGAAGGGCUACCCCUAAUAAAGCGACUCAUUGAUCAGGCAAAAGGCAGAAUUGUGGUAAUGCCAGCGGGUGGCAUAACAGACAGAAAUCUACAAAGGAUCCUUGAAGGUUCAGGUGCUACUGAAUUCCACUGUUCUGCUCGGUCUGCUAGGGACUCGGGGAUGAAGUUUCGAAAUUCAUCUGUUGCCAUGGGAGCCUCACUUUGUAACUCAGAAUAUUCUCUAAAGGUAACAGAUGUGACCAAAGUAAGGACUUUGAAUGCUAUUGCAAAGAACAUCCUUGUUUAGCCAGACUUCUCUGAGAGAUAUGGAUAUCACAGGAUGAAGGUAGAAGUAUAAUCUACAAUUCUCUGUGAAGCUUUAACCUUCUCUGGCCAGGACAAUCACAAUCUUUAAGUUUUACGUGGCCAUAGAGAAUGUUUCCAGGAAAAGAAAGAACUUGAAACACAGAUAUAAUCACUUUCUUUGCUUACUUUUACUAAUCAUUGCCACCAUCAUCGUGGUUAAAUCUGGCCUGUGCCUCUUCUAAAGACAGAAGUUUAGCCUAUUUUCAGUGGAAUUAAUUCAUAAACUGGGAAGAUUCAUCUGCAAGGUGUGAAUUCAGUAUUUUGCUUUUUCAUUUGUAAAAUAAAAAUUUCCAGUCUAU
Messenger RNA from Otolemur garnettii (small-eared galago), 1296 nucleotides. It is a transcript of the gene CUTC, whose product is annotated as cutC copper transporter. Gene Ontology annotation, molecular function: copper ion binding. The record is from RefSeq and is a predicted model, not a curated record. NCBI's taxonomy places the organism in Eukaryota, Metazoa, Chordata, Mammalia, Primates, Galagidae. The coding region runs from base 117 to 938 and encodes 273 amino acids. The transcript has 9 exons.